Messenger RNA from Ornithorhynchus anatinus (platypus), 1404 nucleotides. RefSeq names its product collectrin, amino acid transport regulator (gene CLTRN). Lineage: Eukaryota; Metazoa; Chordata; Mammalia; Monotremata; Ornithorhynchidae. The coding region runs from base 41 to 718 and encodes 225 amino acids. The record is from RefSeq and is a predicted model, not a curated record. The transcript has 6 exons.
UGUUUUUUUCCGUUUUGCCUCGAGUUUGCACGCUGACAGGAUGGCAGGGGGGUUGCUGCUUGCCUUCUCCCUGGCUACAGUUGCUUACGCUCAGCUUUGUCAGCCGGAUGCAAAAAAUGCUUUUAAAGUGCGAUUUAGUAUCAAAACUGCUUUGGGAGAUAAUGCGUAUGCCUGGGAUUCAAAUGAAGAAUACCUCUUCAAAGCAAUGGUGGCUUUUUCUAUGAGAAAAUAUCCCAACCGAGGAAAAACAGAAGUUUCCAAUGUGCUGCUUUGCAAUAUAACAGAGCGUGUGUCAUUCUGGUUUGUGGUUACAGACCCUUCAAACAACCAGACUAUUCCUGCAGGUGAGGUACAGGCAGCAAUAAGGAUGAACAGAAAUAGGAUCAACAAUGCCUUCUUUUUGAAUGACCAAACUCUUGAGUUUUUAAAAAUUCCCUCCACUCUCGCUCCACCGACUGAGCCCUCGGUGCCUGUCUGGAUGAUUGUAUUUGGUGUGGUGUUCUGCCUUGUCAUCAUUGGAAUUGCGUUACUCAUUAUGUCGGGCAUCCAGCAACACAGAAGGAAAAGCAAAUCAUCGCCAGAAAUGGAUGAUGUGGAAGACAAAUGUGAAACGACGGUGACGGUGGAAAAUGGGAUUCCCUGCGAAACGCUAGAUCCCAGAGGGGGCCAGAUUAAUGGCGUCUUUGUAGCAGAUGAUGAAAGGUUUACACCGCUCUGAAAUCCUUCGGCUUCUGUUCUGCUUCCCCGAGAGACUCAUUGCCCAUUUUGUUGCUACCACUGAGGGUCAGAGAGCGUUCAGGAUAGGGAAAUAUUUUCUUUGGACUCUGUGACACUUGCCAAAACAAGUGGCAAGUAGAGGAAGGAGAAACCAGCAACAUAAAGCAAUCGAUGUGGGCGGUUUGAAUUCUAAGAUAUUUAAUAGUGGAUUUUUUGUAAAAUAUUUUCCCAGAAAGGCUGGGAAGAGUAAUUAAGGCUACUUCAUGUUAAAUUUUUAGCUAUAAACAAUUUUAAAAUGAUGACUCUAUUUUUUUUAAUUUUUGCUAUUUUCUAGAGAUAUUCAUAAAACAUUGUAUUCUUAUUUCUGCUUAGAUGGCCAAACAAUACUUUUGUUAGUACGAAUUGUCUCAGAGUGGUGGAAGAAAGUCCUCUGAAGACUGAGUAGUUUAGCAAUUUUUAUGUCUUUAGUUUAAACAUGAAUCUGUGUGCUGUUUACUGUAGACAGGCCAGAUAGGGAAAAAUUAUUAGUUAUUUUAUGGAUUGAUAAAAGUAGAUGUGACACAGAGGGGAGGAAUUUAAUCUUGUCAAUUAAGCAGCUUCUGAUGAAUAUUUUGCUUCACUUAAAGGCACCGUUUCGUUAGGUGAGUAUUCUUACAAUCUGUACUAAUAAAAUAUGAGUUGAUCAUU